This is a messenger RNA of Oncorhynchus keta (chum salmon), 5567 nucleotides long. RefSeq names its product amphoterin-induced protein 1-like. The transcript has 2 exons. The coding region runs from base 333 to 1970 and encodes 545 amino acids. Gene Ontology annotation, molecular function: protein binding. The record is from RefSeq and is a predicted model, not a curated record. Gene Ontology annotation, biological process: brain development. NCBI's taxonomy places the organism in Eukaryota, Metazoa, Chordata, Actinopteri, Salmoniformes, Salmonidae.
UAAUGGACUUGGCUCGAGGUCGGUGCUGUGUUUGUUAUAGCGCAUCUCGUGAGCGCCCUCCCAGUAAUCAAUCAGAAGGCUGUUGCGUCUCUCUCUUUGUUACGGCAUAGAAAGCUUGACAUCAUUCCGCUGUGGUCUACUCUGCUAGAAGCACUUCCGAAUUCGCUUUGUUUAUAUGAAUUAUAGCCUAUUGAUAGGCUACUAUUUUGCAUCGACGUCGUGGAUCCAUUUGCUGUUCAACCUGCGACAUUUCUCAAUAUCGCCUUUGAUCUUCUUCAGUUUACGCCUUGAGAAGGAGCACAAGCACAUGGUCGUUUGGCGGUGUAUGUCAUAUGCAGCCUAAAUGCUGCAUUUUGAAAACAAAGAUUCCCUAUCAAAAAAUACAUCCAACAUCUUCCACCAUGCUUGCACCAAACAUGGUGGAUGGGCUACUCUCUGGUUGUGCCAUAGCAGGAGUGUCUAUUAAGGGGCUCUUUGCCCUUCUGGUCCUGACUCUCCUACUGCCUCCAGGAGCAAUGACCAGCUCCAAACCUAUCACCUGCCACAAAACCUGUUUGUGUGCUAGCAACAUCGUCAGCUGCUCCAAGAUGAACCUGACCGGAAUCCCCAUGGCUCUGCCUCGCUACACCGCUGUGCUGGACCUUAGCUUCAACCAAAUCAGUAAACUGAAAGCUGACUGGACCCCGGUCAAGCUCAGCAAGCUGCACAGUCUCCUGCUCAGCCACAACGGCCUCACCUUUCUCUCUUCUGAGGCUUUUCUGUACGUCACAUGGCUGCGUUACCUGGAUCUGUCCUCAAACGGCCUGAAAAUUCUGGAAGAGUUCAUUUUCGAGCCGCUGGAGCACCUGGAGGUGCUGCUGCUUUACAACAACCACAUCUCCCAGAUCGACCGCACCGCCUUCUCGGGCCUCAAUAGCCUGCAGAAGCUCUACCUCAGCCAGAACCAGGUGAAACGCUUCCCCUUGGAGCUGGUUAAGGAGAGGAACCGGCUUGAGAAGCUCACACUACUGGAUGUGUCCACCAACCGGGUUAAACUCCUGCCCAUACAGGAGCUCCAGGUCCUGCCUGCCUGGAUCAAGAACGGUCUUUACUUCCACAACAAUCCGCUGCCCUGCAGCUGUGAGCUGUACAGCAUGCUGGCCCGCUGGCACCUCCAGGAGCUCAGCUCCGCCACUGACUUCAGGAACGACCACACCUGUCUACUCCCAGGCACGCAGAAGGAGAAGGUGCUUACCUUGGAGCUUAACAAGGUCCAUCUAAAUUGCAGCGCUGUGACCAUCAUAGGCGAGGAGGCCUAUCUAGAGCAGAUUUUAAACCUGGGCUGUGACACCAGGCAGAGGGAUGUGCUGAAGAGCUGGGUCUUGCCCGGCAAUGUACAGGUGUCCUCUGGGAACCAAAGUGCUCGGGUCCUCAACGACGGCAGUCUGCAGAUCGGCCCCCUCACGCUAGAGGACUCUGGGGUCUACACCUGUUACGCAGUGGGGGACUCCCUCAAUGAGACUCUGUAUGUGACUGUGGAGGUGCACAACACCACUCAGGCUGGAGGACAUGAGGGCAUGAAGACUGCUUACACCACGCUGGUGGGCUGUCUGGCCAGUGUGGUGAUGGUGCUCAUCUACCUCUACCUCACACCCUGCCGCUGCUUCUGCUGCUCAAGCCAGGGCCUGGACAAGAGGGCUCUGGGGGACAGCCUCCACUCCUCCACUGUCAGUGUUUCUCCCACCCAUGAGGACACAGGCCCAGAGGGAGGUGGAGGAGGAGGAGGGGGGGCCUUCGAUAAGCCUCCCUUCAACAGGCAUGUGGCCUUCCCGGACCCAAAGGGCCUGAUCGAGCAGAAUGGGCGACUGAGCCCAUGUGGGGAGGAGGAGGAGGAGUGGCAGGAGGAGGACAGAGGAAAGCAGGGACAGAGAAGAAAGUCAGAUGUGGAGUCUCUGAGCUCUGUGUGCUCGGACACCCCUAUUGUGGUGUGAGAGGGUGUUUCGCUUCGACUAGAAGAUCUUUCACAUCAAAACAUUUGGGGGAGGGGGGAGGAUGGGCGACUCAGCUGCCUCAGUCGGACUGUGACUUGAUUAUUAAGCAGAAAGAGACUGUCCACUUCCCAUAUGCAUCAGUUCAGUAGGGCAAAUAGCUUUACGUAGUGGUAUUACACUAUCUUGUCUUUUUUAUAAGACAAGAACUUUCAACCAAAUGAGGAUUCAUUCUCACUAAUUUAUUCUGUAGCAAUCUGUGUUCAUCAAAUGCUUCUAUGUUUUAAAAUACCAAUAUUGUUAAUGCUUUCCAGUGAUAGGGGGCACAAAAACAUUACGAGUUGUAGCUGAAUUCAUAUAACCAAUAGAAGCAGCAUUAAAAUCUAUUUAAUGCAAUAGACACAACAUUGCUCCAAUACAUCUGUGCUGCUGUGAAGCCUGGAUCACCAGGCUAAGAAUAGUUUCUGUCACUUAAUCACUAUAAGGUGGGGAAUGCUGGUGGGACAGUGUGUGCCUGGGACAGAAAGGAUAUUUGUUAGCAGCCAAGCCCAGUCCUACCAAAGGGAGUUGUUGUGACAAUCCACUGAGUACUUCUGGUUAUGGGUUCAAGUCCCUAACCAAACGGACAAAUGCCUACUGGGCGAUCGUCUCAAAAACACGGUCAGAAAUAGCAGCCAGUAGUACAGCUAAUAUGCUAGCCCACUUAGCGCCCCUGCCACAGCUGAGCAUUGGAUGUAAACACAACUCUAGCACUGGAACAACAGAUACUGUGUCAUCCUGUCAUUUACUUGUAUUGCUAAACAGACACAACUGCAUCUAGAAGAUUAAGGACGGAUGUAGGUGGUAUAAUACAAAGGUCAUUGAUAUUAUGCCAGCAAGAUGAGCUCUGGAAAAAUGGUCAACAAACAGUCAGAUGUUAAUUUUACCCAUCUGUUUAUCAAGGUGGUUUGAGCGCUUGUUUUGAAGCUGAACCUUAUGAUGUAGCUCUGCUCAGUCACCCAGUUGUAGGCUAUGGGGGUUUCUUAACGUGCUUCAUUAGAUAUGACCUUGACUGACAGCUUUUCAACCUGAGUAUCUCUGUCCCUCUUAACUUGAAAUCAGGUGCCAUUGUAAUUGAAGUACCUUGAUGGAGGCACUAACUGCGGUGCUGUUUUAGAGGGACCUCUUUGAAGACAGACUCCCACCUCUUGUGACCAUGUACUCAAACCUAUAGUAUAAGCUGAAAGGCACUUUAUUAACUCACAGUAAAGCAGUUACUGAACACAAAUAACAAAAUAUGUGCCACUAACAUUUUCAGAGAAUACUUUGUUAUGCUAUCCAUUCAGCCUACUCAGGGUCAUAUAGUUUCAUGUGUAUGCGUACUACACAUUAUCCAACUAUCACAUACUAUAUAUUAAUCAGAUGUUUAAUAUUAUGUAUCUCUACAGUAUUAAUAAUUAUGUAAAUAUGUUGCAAGAUACUGUGGGUGAGUUUUUGCAUACUAGCCAGAUAAUGUUAUAUGAGAAUAUUAUCUUAACCCAUUCUCUUGUUAUGCUUUGAAGACCCUUAAAUUGGACAAUUUUCUGGCAUUUUAUGAUUGACAUGGUCAUUUCUGGUAGACCUCUGGCUCUUCUGUUUUAAAGACUUAUCAUUUUUUCCAGGUGAAGAAAAUGUAUCAUUUUGGACCAAGCAAUGAAUUACUUCAAAUAUGCAAAGAGUAACGUGCGUAGUCUCCUAUGAUACUCAAAAAGGGAAUCAGCUGAGUAAUUGUUAUUUGUAUCUAUAUGUAAAAGUAUUGUGUCUUUGUUGUAGUCAUUUCUCGUGAUGUUCUGGGUUUACCUACUGUACAUCUCUGUUACUUACUAUAUUAAGAAUACUUCAAUGUCUCAACUCACUGCAUAUUGAUGGGUCAAGUACAAAUGCAUUAAUCUGUAAUGACAGUCUUUUGUCAGAAUCUCUCUCCUAUGCUCUCAAAUGUCUUCCUGUUCAUCCACUGUACCUGUAGCUGUCAACUGUAUUCACAACCUUAUAAAGAUACAAGACAAGAAGUGUGAUGAUGCUGUGUUUUCUAGGAAAGGGGCACUCAAGACACACAUAACAGGAAGUUGAAACAUCUCAAUAUCUGAAUUGAUGCUUCAUAACAGCACUCCUUGCGAUUUUGUGUUUUCUGUUCCUCUGUGAUGUGAGCCUGAAUAUCAGGCUUUGCUGAGCCAAAUGGCAUGCCACUCCACUGUCUUCUGUUUCUAUAAUACCCUAAUGACAUGCACUGUGGUCACUGGGGGAUGAAAUGCUAGAGCUCACAGAUCACUGAGGUGGAAACUCAGCUUGAUCGGGAAGCAGUGUGUAUUGCACUCAUCUGUCCAUUUACUUUCUUCAGGCACUGUUUGAUGCAAGCUCUUUAUUCUUCCUAUGUGCACACCAUCACGUCCCAUAUGUCAUUUACAGGUAACUCAAUAACAGGUAGACUGAAGGAAGGACCGUGUGUUUCUGUGUGCAUUUGUGUUUAUCACCAAUCUGAACUACUGUAUUCAAUGUCAUUAUGAAUGAAGUGUCAAUCUCUGCAGAAGAAAGUGUAAAUGAAGACUUCUACUAGAUUGAUCAAGAGUACUGGAGAGGGAUGUUCAAAAACCCUGUGCGUCCCAAAUGGCACCCUAUUCCUUAUAUAGUACACUACUUUGGACCAGGGUCCAUAGGGCUCUGGCCAGGGAAUAGGGUGCCAUUGGGAUGCAAUCCCUGAUUCAGUCACCUCAGAUGUCUUAUCUGAGGUGCAGCAAAACCAUCCAGGUUUUUGUAAUGAAGUGACAAGUACGAUUAAACUGGGUGAUUUAAAGCAGCAGAUGUUCUGAAUGAACAACAAUACAUUGGUAUCCCCCUCUCUGUAAAAAGGACUGGAUCAUACAGGGUUUAUAGUGGAUAGAUGCUGAGAUUACUGCACAUUAAUGAAUGCAUGAUCUUUUCACUGCAAGAGGUCUAUGGCCUUGCUGUAACAUACUGUACAAUAUGUAUUAUUGUCACAUAUAGUGGUAAAAAUUAUACAUUUCUAUCUUGUAGAUAUUCAAGCAUAGUUUAUAAUUAGAACCGUUUGAUCUGCAGAGGAAAUGUAAAAACGACCUGAAUCCAUCUAGGAUGACGUGGUUAAUGCCAGUCAGUGGCUGCUGAUGAUGAAUGAUUGGCAUGUGGUUGUGUGUGUGUGUGUGUGUGUGUGUGUGUGGACUGAAUUCAAAGAGGAUGACUCAUCCUUUCUCUGUAAGGCCCCUCCUGACUCAAUUAAAUGAAUAGCAAAAUAUAUAGUGUCUAUUUGAGUCUAGGGGUUGUUAUGCCAUCUGGUGGGCAGCAUUGUGAAUUAUUGAGCUGAACAUACAGUCUGACACCAGAGGAGAACACUCAAGUUUAUAAGGAGGAUGGGACAAUAAACAAUCUGGUUAAUCUGAAUGAAAAUCCAUUUCAAGUGUCAAACAGACAACACAUUUGAAAAACAGCAUAAUAGACUUAAUCAAUCAUUAAUCGGAUACAGGUUAACUUUGUUUUAUUUGCAUAAUUGGAACAAUUGCAUAGUAGUGGAGAUUAUUUUCAGACGGGUAUGGUGUCAGGGCACCAGCAGGGUUGUCAGUGUCAGUCUGA